This is a messenger RNA of Pseudophryne corroboree (corroboree frog), 351 nucleotides long. Its product is annotated as histone H2A type 2-B-like. The coding region runs from base 1 to 351 and encodes 116 amino acids. The record is from RefSeq and is a predicted model, not a curated record. Gene Ontology annotation, biological process: heterochromatin formation. Gene Ontology annotation, cellular component: chromatin; nucleosome. The transcript is spliced from 2 exons. Gene Ontology annotation, molecular function: DNA binding; protein heterodimerization activity; structural constituent of chromatin. NCBI's taxonomy places the organism in Eukaryota, Metazoa, Chordata, Amphibia, Anura, Myobatrachidae.
AUGAGGCUUCACCGCUUCUGGGCUGGUCUCCAGUUCCCAGUCGGUCGCGUUCACCGUCUGCUAAGGAAAGGAAACUAUGCUGAGCGAGUGGGAGCCGGUGCCCCGGUCUAUUUGGCCGCGGUGCUGGAGUAUCUGACGGCUGAGAUCCUGGAGCUUGCCGGAAACGCAGCCCGUGACAACAAGAAGACCCGCAUCAUCCCCCGCCACCUGCAGCUGGCUGUGCGCAACGACGAAGAGCUCAACAAGCUGCUCGGUGGGGUGACCAUCGCCCAGGGAGGCGUUCUGCCCAAUAUCCAGGCCGUGCUGCUGCCCAAGAAGACCGAGAGCCACAAACCGGCCAAGAGCAAGUAA